Molecule: messenger RNA, 150 nt
Organism: Diversispora eburnea
Lineage: Eukaryota; Fungi; Glomeromycota; Glomeromycetes; Diversisporales; Diversisporaceae
Source: the annotation of a GenBank genome assembly
AUGAACCUUGAUGAAUUGAAGCAGAAGCAAUUAUUGAUGGUUGGUGGCGAAGAAGUUGGUGAAGAAGUUAGUGGUGAAGAAAUUGGUGAUGAUGUUGGUGAAGAAGAAGUUGGCGACGACGGUGAUGGUGGUUGUGGAUAUGAUAUUUGA